Oxyura jamaicensis (ruddy duck) is the source of this 664-nucleotide messenger RNA. Its product is annotated as ELAV-like protein 3. The transcript is spliced from 3 exons. Gene Ontology annotation, cellular component: ribonucleoprotein complex. The annotation marks the transcript as partial. Lineage: Eukaryota; Metazoa; Chordata; Aves; Anseriformes; Anatidae. Gene Ontology annotation, molecular function: RNA binding. The record is from RefSeq and is a predicted model, not a curated record.
CUCGAUGUCCCCGCGUCCCGGUGGUGGCAGUGGUGGCAGCGCGGUGACGCCGGUGGCGGCGGUGGCGUCCCGGUGACGCCCGUCCCCGUCCCCGGACAGAUCCUGAGCACGGUGGAGGCGCAGGCGCCCAGCACCGCGGGGCCCUCGGGCUGCGGCCCCGUUCCCGUGGCCUUGCCGGUGGCGGCGGCGGCGCUGCCCAACGGGGUCCCCGGGGGCCCCCCCGCAGCCGACGACAGCAAAACCAACCUGAUCGUCAACUACCUGCCCCAGAGCAUGAGCCAGGACGAGCUGCGCAGCCUCUUCGGCAGCCUCGGGGACAUCGAGUCCUGCAAGCUCGUCCGCGACAAGGUCACCGGGCAGAGCCUGGGGUACGGUUUUGUCAACUACGUGGAGGCCGGCGACGCCGACAAGGCCAUCAGCACCCUCAACGGCCUCAAGCUGCAGACCAAGACCAUCAAGGUGUCCUACGCGCGGCCCAGCUCGGCGUCGAUCCGCGACGCCAACCUCUACGUGAGCGGCCUCCCCAGGGCCAUGGGGCAGAAGGAGCUGGAGCAGCUCUUCGCGCAGUUCGGCCGCAUCAUCACCUCCCGCAUCCUCGUCGACCAGGUCACCGGUGCGCCCGCACGCACGGGGCCAGCGCUGUAGGAGCUGGGUGGGGACCCUG